This is a messenger RNA of Neurospora hispaniola, 3039 nucleotides long. RefSeq lists its product as uncharacterized. The transcript is spliced from 7 exons. Gene Ontology annotation, molecular function: NAD binding; malate dehydrogenase (decarboxylating) (NAD+) activity. Lineage: Eukaryota; Fungi; Ascomycota; Sordariomycetes; Sordariales; Sordariaceae. Gene Ontology annotation, cellular component: mitochondrion. The coding region runs from base 1 to 3039 and encodes 1012 amino acids. Gene Ontology annotation, biological process: pyruvate metabolic process; malate metabolic process. The record is from RefSeq and is a predicted model, not a curated record.
AUGACGAGACGGGACGCAGAGGUGAAAGACCGGUGCGAUACCGGAAGGGAGAGCCCGUCGACAGAUGGAACGGGAAAGAGCAUCUUCCACGUAAAACCGCCUGCCCUUGCAGCCUUCCAUUCAACGCUAUUCGUACCUAGAGCUGCUACCGUAACAACAACAUCAUUGUACCGACCGAUUCGCGGAUAUCGUUUUCAGCAUUUCUUGUCGAUUUCCCACGUUCCGGUACAACACUUUCCCGAAGGCAUUCAAAGCUGCAUAUUCGUCGCAGCAACAAGCGGUCACACUGAGCAAACCCAACCGGGUGUAUUCGGGUGUCUCCAACGGCUGGACCACGCGUGUGUGCAAGGUGGCAUGCCCAGCCGACCAGGCCAGAUCCAACCCACACACCAUCCGGACCCUCCCCCAACCGUUUAUGGAAGCGUCAAGGCGCCGGCCGUGUGUAAUGGAAUCCACAGCCGGCGGCAGAAUUCGGAGAAGACUCCCCUCGCCAGAGGCAAGGACACAGACACACACUCAGACACCCUUCUCCAUCAUGGCCAGGCGGCCCUUGAAACAGCCAUACCCCGGCUCCCGAAACCCGCCAGACAGGCACUCCCCGUUUCGCCCUGGACGGUGCUCAUGUCCGGCGCAACCGCUCCUCGACUGCAAAAGGUAUUAAGUCGGCCGGUCCUCUCGAGUAAACCGGAUGCUGGAAGGACUUCUUCUCAUCAUCUAUCCUCUUUGGCUUUGACACAGAGUCUGUUGCUUGCUUCACGGUUCGCUGCUUCUACGCUCGUCGCUACUACUUCUUCUGCUGGUGCAUCUACAAGUACCGGUACCUUCAGUCCAGACCCCGGCCCUACCAUUAAUAAGUCGCAGACCAAUCGCAACCCCUCGACUUACACCUCACCUCCAAAUUCCCUUUCCAGAACGUUUGGUGCGAGUAACCUGCUGGGCUGGUAUCGGACCAUCCCCAGCCCUUACUUUAACCUCUCCGGCCACCUCGACGAUUUGUCUUCUUUAAUCCGCCCUUUCCUGGCUUUCCUGGACCCGUCUUCGCUUUCCUCCCCAUACUCGAUGGCUUCCACUUCGUACGCUUUCAGCACUUCUUCAGGCUCCGAUUUCUCGACCCCGCGGUCCAGCUCCCCUCACUCAUCUGCAUCAGUUGCGUCCGCACGCUCCUCCCACUCGUCCACCUUCAGUGCAGGAAAGCGCUUGUCCAUGUCUUCGGUUCGGCGCACCUCGGCUUCGAAUCCGAUGUCUUCCGUUGAUCUAUCAACCAUUGAAGAGGCUCUGAAGAUGGCCAACCUCGACACACUGAAAGGCUACUGCCAAAAAACGUACGGCGAGGUCCACCAGGAGACCACUACCGAGUAUAUUUCCCAGGAAGAGGCCCGGGGCUACCAGGUGCUCAACCAACCCCACUGGAACAAGGGGACGUCAUUCACUCCUGAAGAGCGGGUGGCCAAGAACUUGACCGGACUGAUUCCGCACGUCAUGGAGGACUCCGAGAAGCAGGUUGAGCGUGCGCUCAAAAUGAUCCGCACCCGUCAGACCGACAUUGACAGAUAUCUCUACCUCUCGACCAUCAAGAGCCAAAACGUCGACCUCUUCUACCGCCUCCUGAUGGAUCAUGCUAAGGAGAUGAUGCCAUUGGUCUAUACUCCCACCAUUGGCGACGUUUGCCUCCAGUACUCGACCCUCUACACUCGGCCAGAAGCGCUGUACAUUUCGAUCAAACAAAGGAAGUCGAUCCGUACUAUCUUGAGGAAUUGGCCCUAUCCUCAGCCCGAGAUUUGUGUCGUCACUGACGGUUCCCGCAUUCUCGGUUUGGGAGACCUUGGUGUCAAUGGUGUUGGCAUUCCGAUCGGUAAGCUAGCUUUGUACACGGCUGCUGCUGGUAUCCACCCGGACAAGACGCUCCCUAUCGUCCUUGACUGCGGUACCGCCAACGAGACCAACUUGAAGGACCCUCUCUACUUGGGCCUUCGUCAGAAGCGUAUUCCGGUUGCCGAGCAACAGGAGUUCAUGGACGAGUUCAUGGAGGCUGCCGCUGAAGUCUUCCCGGACAUGGUUGUGCAGUUUGAGGACUUUGAAAGUGAAAAGGCUUUCAACUACCUCGAUCGGUACCGCGAUCAGUACAAGUGCUUCAACGAUGACAUCCAGGGAACUGGAGCUGUUGUCCUCGCUGGUUACAUUGGUGCCGUCAACCUUUCAAAUGUUCCUAUCGAGGAGCAACGUCUUGUCUUUAUGGGAGCUGGCUCCGCCGGUGUUGGCGUUGCCAAGCAACUGGUCGAGUACUAUACAAAGCGUGGCCUCUCGGAGCAACAAGCUAAGGACAAGUUCUGGCUUGUUGAUACCAAGGGUCUUGUGACCAAGGAUCGCGGUGAUAAGCUGGCCGAACACAAAAAGUACUUCGCCCGUACCGACAACAACGGCCAUCAGUUCCGCACCCUCGAGGAGGUUAUCGAGUACGUCAAGCCCAGUGCGCUUGUCGGUCUUACCGCCACUCAUGGCGUCUUUACCGAGUCGGUCGUACGCGCCCUCAAGGCUUCCGUCGACGCCGGAGGACUCGGCCGCAGGCCCAUCCUCUUCCCCCUCAGCAACCCUCUCACCAAGGCUGAAUGUACGUUCAAGGAGGCCAUUGACUGGACUGAAGGAACCGUGCUCUUCGCUUCCGGUUCUCCCUUCUCCAGCUACACUACGAACGGUGUAACAUAUCACCCUAACCAGGGUAACAACGUCUACGUCUUCCCCGGUAUUGGUCUUGGUGCCAUUCUCGCCAAGGCUAGCAGAGUCACCGAUGACAUGAUCUAUACCUCGGCCGCUGCCCUGGCCAACUCCCUCAAUGCCGAUGAGGUCAAGCAAGGUCUUAUCUACCCCCGCAUUGACCGUGUCCGUGAGGCUAGCGUCAUUGUUGCGCGUGAGGUGAUGAAGUCUGCUCGCCGUGAAGGCGUCAGCGCCCUACCGGAAGAGCAGUGGCUUGAGUGGGAGGAGUGGGGUGACGUUGACCUCGAGAGGUACAUCAAGCAGCACAUCUACGACCCCAAGUUUUAG